This is a messenger RNA of Morchella importuna, 744 nucleotides long. RefSeq lists its product as uncharacterized. The record is from RefSeq and is a predicted model, not a curated record. The coding region runs from base 1 to 744 and encodes 247 amino acids. The transcript has 2 exons. NCBI's taxonomy places the organism in Eukaryota, Fungi, Ascomycota, Pezizomycetes, Pezizales, Morchellaceae.
AUGCUGAGACUCGGGUCUCUGCGAAUCCGGCCCUUUGCGACCAGGCUGCCCAGACUUCCCUCAAUUGCAACGAUAACCUAUGGCCAGCGCGCGCUUCUGGCAAGCGUGCAGUACUCGAAUAAGCUUUCGGACACAUGGUUCGACUCAUCACAGCCCCGCAAGGACCUUGGUGGGUCAGAUGCCGACGGAAAGAAGCCCGUCGAUGAGCGAACCUUGAACCUGGGAAAGACAAUCCGAGUCCUCCAAGAACGCAUGCCCACACUGCUACAAUCCCCCCUCCCUAGUGAGAUUCUCUCCCCCCAUGUCAGCCUAGUGCUCUUCCCAACCACACACCCAAACUUGCCCACGGUUCGUGGGCGCCUGGCCUAUAUCGCAGCGCUAUGGACUUCACCCGUGGCAUGGGGCCGCCUGCCCAGCCGCGACCUCAGGCUCCAUGUGCUCAGCGAGCGCAUGCUCAACGGCGAGAGGUUAGUUGUAAAGUGGCGCACUACGGAUGUCGGCGGUGAUGAUACGGUUGGCGUGCGCGGUGGAACGACGGCGGUGGAGCAGGGAGGGUUCUGUGGGAUAUUUAUAUUUGAGUUUGAUGAGAAGGGGAGGAUACUGACGCAUACGAUUGAGAAUGCAGAGGAGGGUCUGGGCGGGGAGCAGCCGGGAGGGUUCAUUACCGUGACGGAGUGGCUACUGGGGAAGGCGAAGGGACGAACGGAGGGUGGGGGAUUGGCGUGGCAGUGCGAGAGGCGGUAG